This is a messenger RNA of Arabidopsis lyrata subsp. lyrata, 2534 nucleotides long. RefSeq names its product subtilisin-like protease SBT4.1. Gene Ontology annotation, molecular function: serine-type endopeptidase activity. The transcript has 10 exons. The coding region runs from base 83 to 2395 and encodes 770 amino acids. The record is from RefSeq and is a predicted model, not a curated record. Gene Ontology annotation, biological process: proteolysis. NCBI's taxonomy places the organism in Eukaryota, Viridiplantae, Streptophyta, Magnoliopsida, Brassicales, Brassicaceae.
GCAACAAAACUUAAGUAUAUGAGAACAAACUUAUAGAAAAAGAAGAAUUAGAAAUAAGAUUGUUCUAGUGAGUGAGUGAGGGAUGGCAAUAGCUUUUCAUACCUUCCUUCUUCAACUGCUACUCUUCUUCUUUGCUUCUUUUGCGGACGCAAACGACACGCGAAAGACAUACCUUGUGCAGAUAAAAGUUGGAGGGCAUCCAUAUGGGUCAAGUUCCGGUCACAAGGAACUACUCGGCGAAGUUCUUGACGACGAUAGCACCGUAGCGGAUGCAUUUAUCUACAGCUAUAAGGAGAGCUUCACCGGUUUCUCGGCAAGUCUCACAGAAAGUGAACGGCAAAAGCUGAUGAGGAGGAGAGAAGUAUUGGAAGUGUCACGUAGCAGAAACCUAAAGCUUCAAACGACAAGAUCAUGGGACUUCAUGAAUCUAACAUUAAAAGCUGAGCGCAAUCUCGAGAAUGAGAGUGAUUUGGUGGUGGCUGUCAUCGAUUCCGGCAUUUGGCCUUACUCUGAGCUCUUCGGUAGCGAUAGCCCUCCUCCUCUUGGUUGGGAAAACAAAUGCGAAAACAUAACUUGCAACAACAAAAUCGUUGGGGCUCGAUCAUACUACCCGAAAAAAGAAAAGUACAAGUGGGUUGAAGAGAAAUCGGUGAUUGACGUGACGGGACACGGCACACACGUAGCCUCCAUUGUUGCCGGCAGGAAAGUAGAGAAGGCAGGCUACUUUGGGCUAGCGGAAGGCACGAUGAGAGGCGGUGUUCCCAACGCGAAGAUCGCCGUUUAUAAAACAUGUUGGAGAGUAAUAAGAAAAGAUGGUAGAGCGGAUUCAGUUUGUCGAGAAGAUAAUAUCUUGAAGGCAAUAGAUGAUGCGAUCGAGGACAAGGUCGACAUCAUAUCGUAUUCUCAGGGGUUUAUAUCUAGGCUGCAAAAAGAUAAAGUCUCGUGGGCGUUCUUGAGAGCACUUAAGAAUGGAAUUUUGACUUCAGCCGCGGCCGGGAACGAUGGGAACUAUUAUUACACUGUCGCUAAUGGCGCACCUUGGGUCAUGACCGUUGCAGCGAGCUUGAAAGAUAGAUAUUUAGAGACUAAGUUGGAGCUGGAAGGAGAAGAUAAGCCGAUUAUUGUGUACGACACGAUCAACACCUUUGAGACACAAGAUUCUUUCUACCCACUUUUGGAUGAAAAAGCAUCCGCUGAAUCAACAAGAAAACGUGAACUCAUCGCUGAGAGCAACGGUUACUCAAUCUUGUCUAACUAUGAGAAGGAUGAAGGAAAAGAUGUUUUCUUCGAAUUCGCUCAAAUCAACCUCUUGGACAAAGCGAUCAAAGAGAGAGAGAAAGGCGCAAUCGUAUUGGGAAGUAGAUCUUACGACUUCAAUGAGUCGAAAAAGUUACAAUUUCCUAUCACUUCUAUAUUUUUGGACGAACAAAAGCAAGGUAAACUAUGGGAGUACUAUAAAAAAGAUCAAAGCAAAGAACGUUUAGCCAAAAUCCACAAGACCGAGGAAAUUCCACGAGAAGAGGGAUGGGUUCCAACUGUUGCUCACUUAUCAUCGAGGGGUCCUAAUUGUGACAGUUUCUUAGCAAACAUUCUCAAGCCCGAUAUAGCUGCUCCGGGGUUAGACAUCAUAGCGGGUUGGCCCGAGAAUGUGAAACUUUCGUCAGAGCGCCCCUCCGACGAUUACCGCCAUCUCAGGUUCAACAUAAUGUCAGGAACUUCCAUGGCUUGCCCUCACGCCACUGGACUUGCCUUGUACCUCAAGUCGUUCAAACGUUGGUCUCCAUCCGCUAUUAAAUCUGCCCUCAUGACCACUUCCACGGAAAUGACGGAUGAGGGCUAUGAGUUUGCAUAUGGGUCAGGUCACUUAAACGCUACAAAAGUCCGAGACCCGGGUUUGGUCUAUGAAACACAUUACCAAGACUACAUAGAUUACAUGUGCAAACUAGGUUACAACACCGAGAAGCUAAGAUCGCACGUUGGAAGCGACAAGAUAGAUUGCUCCAAGACAGAGAUAGACCACGACGCCGACCUCAACUAUCCAACCAUGACGGCUCGAGUCCCCCUGCCCCUGGACACCCCAUUCAAAAAAGUCUUCCAUAGAACGGUCACAAACGUUAACGACGGAGAAUUCACUUACCUCGGAGAAAUCAACUACCGAGGUGACAAGGACUUUGACGAGAUCAUUGUGGAUCCUCCACAGCUAACAUUUAGCGAGUUGGGAGAGACCAAGACUUUCACGGUGACUGUCACCGGAAUAUCGAAGCGGAAUUGGAAGAAGAACAAGGCGUUUAUGACAAGGAACACGUGGCUCACGUGGACGGAGAAAGACGGUUCCCGCCAAGUCAGGAGUCCGAUUGUCAUAUACUCGAUUAACGGACCCAAAGCUUGCAUGUGAAUUCCCCAAGAAGUCAAGAACUGAAGCUGCCACUAUAUAUAUGCACUCUUUAUUAAAAUAUCUAUAGUUUAGUAAAAUAAAGACUUUUGAGUCUUAUUAAUUAAUGAUCAUUCCGUUGAUAACAAGGGUGAUGUACACU